Molecule: messenger RNA, 771 nt
Organism: Saprolegnia parasitica CBS 223.65
Lineage: Eukaryota; Oomycota; Saprolegniomycetes; Saprolegniales; Saprolegniaceae
Exons: 1
Coding region: 14-739 (241 amino acids)
Source: RefSeq, a predicted model, not a curated record
GACAACUUCGAGCAUGCUUCGCAAGUGCUUAGCCCUCGUCUUCGCCCUCGUGGCCGCCACAGCGAUGGCGCAAACCACGCCGACCACCGCGCCUGCGACCACCGCGGCUGCGACGACGGCGCCCGGCACUCUUCCGCCUGGGGUCUUCACUGCGGCGCCGACGCCCUUUGUCACGUUGAGCCAGUGCCAAGCCUGCGCCAGCCAGGGCCAGUGCGGCGGCGCCUACAAGGGCCUUCCCGGCAAGUACUGCGGCGACUGGCUCUCGAGCGGCAUCCGGCAGGUGUGCUGCUGCCCGUCGGCCGCCACGUGUGCGAUCCCCUCCAAGAAAGACAAGUGCGACUGCAUCGACCCGGCCAAGGUCAAGACGCACUCUGGCAUGCCGUACUGGGCCUGGAUCCUCAUCGCGGUCGGCGCCUUCAUUCUCUGCGCGGCCGUCUGCUACUGCUUCUGCCGCUCCGCUCAGGACGAGCCCGCCGUGUACGUCCAGGAGCCCAUGUAUGUCAACCAGUACGGCCAGCCCGUCAUGGUCAACGGAAACUACGCCACCGCCGGCGGCUACGGCCCCGGCUACGGCGGCGGCUACGGCGACGGCGGCCUCGCUGCUGGCGUUGCUGUCGGUGCGACGGCUGGUCUCGUCGGCGGUCUCGCGCUCGGCGCUGCCAUGGACGCGGGCCACGGCUACGGUGGUGGCGGCGGUGGCUACGUGGACAACGGCGCUACGUUUGGCGGCGACUUUUAAACCCCCCAAUGCAUUGAACUAUUUCUGUCGUC